Messenger RNA from Populus euphratica (Euphrates poplar), 832 nucleotides. Its product is annotated as E3 SUMO-protein ligase CBX4-like. The transcript is spliced from 3 exons. The record is from RefSeq and is a predicted model, not a curated record. Bases 120 to 563 code for a protein of 147 amino acids. NCBI's taxonomy places the organism in Eukaryota, Viridiplantae, Streptophyta, Magnoliopsida, Malpighiales, Salicaceae.
AAUAGAGCACCCCUGGAAUCAAAAUUUGAUAAUUACAAUUACUGAAAUUUUCCUCAGAUAAGCCCUCCAGCCGAAACAAUACAGAAAAUUGUAAAACCCUAGUAAAGAACCAGUAAUCAAUGGAACCUUCAUCCAGAUCAUGGUCUCCAUGCUCAAUCCACCACCACCACCACCACCAUCCCUUGUGCCAACGCCACCAGCACCAGCACCAGCACCAGCACCAUCACCAUCACCACCACCACCACCACCACCAAUCUAGUUGCCCUUUACAUGUAAGUCCUAGAUUUGCUCUUCAAGCUGCUCAACAUCCAAGACCUAUUCUUUCUUAUCCAUUGGUAAAAGGCUUGAACUUGGAUUCCACUGCCAGCAGAGAAACAUCUGCCCCAGUUGCCCAGGUGUUGCAAGAGCCAGAGUGCGAUGUAUUAGGAGAGGAAGAGGAAGAAGAAGAGGAAGAUGACGACCCUGUUUUCGUUCUUACAGAUGAAUGGAGGGAGUUCUUUGCCAGAUCUGAAGCUAGGAGAAAAUUAGAGAAGCAGCAAGGCAAGAAAAAAGAGAAACACUAGAUGGAAUUGCUCUAAAUGAUAUUGAACAGUAUAAUGAAAGGGCGUGGGCGUGAGAGAUGUAAGGAGCAGGAAUUGCUUCGCCGUUGUUCUACCUACAUGGUUAAUGCAUCACCUCACUUUUCUGUUUGUACUGCUCUUGCUGUGUGAAAAUCUUAUGCAUAUAAUACAUGUAGAAUAUGCUACCUCUUAAGGCAGAUGAAUCCUUUUCUGUAAUGCAAGCAGAAAUGCUACCUUGUCUUUGAUCUGUGGAUGAUGUAUCCAGUUUGCUA